Amaranthus tricolor (Joseph's coat) is the source of this 2622-nucleotide messenger RNA. RefSeq names its product protein TIFY 4B-like. NCBI's taxonomy places the organism in Eukaryota, Viridiplantae, Streptophyta, Magnoliopsida, Caryophyllales, Amaranthaceae. The record is from RefSeq and is a predicted model, not a curated record. The coding region runs from base 113 to 1051 and encodes 312 amino acids. Gene Ontology annotation, cellular component: nucleus. Gene Ontology annotation, biological process: regulation of defense response; response to wounding; regulation of jasmonic acid mediated signaling pathway. The transcript is spliced from 8 exons.
UAUAACUUAAAUGCAAAAGAACACUAAACACCUUCCGAGUUCAUAGUAAUAAUAGCUCGGUGGCAUUCUUAUGGAUGGCCACACCCUUCCUUUUCUCUCUCACUGAGAUCCCAUGAACUCUACAAUGACGGCAACCACAACUGUCGCAAAGUCGGUCUUACAAAAACCUUUACACCAACUCACUGAAGACGACAUUUCUCAACUCACUCGCGAAGAUUGUCGCCGUUAUCUCAAAGAUAAAGGUUCGACAUCCAAUUUUCAAUUUCAUGUUUUCAGUUAUUCUAGAUUUGAGGAAUUCAAUUCCGUUCUUUGGUUGUUUGAUGAGCAGGUAUGCGAAGACCUUCAUGGAAUAAAUCUCAGGCGAUUCAACAAGUCAUUUCUCUCAAAUCUUUGCUUGAACCAUCUCCUCGGGAAUUCAAAUUCAUCGGAAUUGAGUCCAACGGAGGCUGAUGGAUCAGUAUCAGUAUCAGUAUCCGCCACUGGAGAGGAUGGAACUCCUAAUCAUCUAGCAGCUACCUCCAGUUCGGAACCUGUCACUAUUGGAGAAGGGGAAUGUCCUCCCACUCUUGUUGAAUCGAAACCAUCAUCUUUCAGAAAUCCUUUUGAUCAAAUGACAAUCUUUUACAGUGGCAGAGUCAAUGUUUAUGAUGGAGUUCUGGUUGAUAAGGCACGGGCGAUAAUGCAUCUUGCAGCUAGCCCUAUACAGUUUUCUCAGGAUGAACAAAAUACUGGAAACUCUUCUCGCUGGAGCAGUCCCUGCCAAUUGCCAACAUCAAGUCGUAAAUACAAUGUGUCUACCCAAGAUGGAUCUGCUGCACUGUCCAUGUUGCAAGGGAAGAUGACAGAACCCAUUCAACAUUUUAAAUUAGAUGGGAGCAUUAUUUGUGAACAAGAUGUUGAAGGCCAGACAAACAGACUGGUCUCGUUGCUGAGGUACUUUGAGAAAAGAAAAGAUAGGGGGAAGUUUAAGAUGAAGAGGAAGAUAGGAUCUUCUUCUUCAAGCUUGGAGAUGUACUUGAACCAGCAGAUGAGGUUCCCAGCCAGCAAUUGACAAACUAUUCGAAAUAACACUAGCCCCAUAAGCCAACUUGGGAUUCCCUGCCCUAGCUAUGGCUUAGUGAAUAAAGAGCAGAAGAAUCUUGGUCUAUCAGUUGAUCUUAAUGACAAAGGUCAUAUUUCUGCAUGAGGAGCAAAGUAUAGUAUAUUUUCUAAUUAUAACUGGCAAAAGUGGUCUGUGGGACAUUAAUUAUUAAUGAUUUCUUAUUUAAGACAAAAUGAGAGAAGACCAUUUAUGCUGAUUGGUCAUGUGCAAAGAAGACCGAAAAAUGCUCGAGUUUAGUUAAACAGAUGGAAGGUGAAACAAUAUGGCGCUUAUAAGAGGAAGAGGAAGAAGUUGGCCGAACUAAAAUGACUUAUGUAACAAGAGUGAAGGAGUGAAGAAUGACAUGAAAAAUGACAAAAGGAGCAUAUGAGACUAGGUAGAUAUGAAUGAAGGAGAAUAUAUGUUGUAGAUUAGUAUUAGAUAGAGUCAAAUAUAGUAUGAUAUUUUUUAAAGACGAUCUCUUGCUUUGAUUCAUUUUGUUUCAUGUAGUUGACCCCAUUUGUUGGAAAUUGGGAUUGAGGCUUUGACAUUAUUGUUGAGUGAUUUCUUCUUUUAAAGGUGGUACUCAAGAAUUUCUGUCGAGUCACUAUAACAAGAACAUCAAGUUACUGGAAUUAACAGCUAUAAUUUCAUAGACGAAGUAUUCCUUCUCUUUUAAAGGACAUCACAUUAAAAUUGUCUGCUUUUAUUUGUGGUAAUUAAUUGAGAUGGUUGUAACUUAUAACCAUAUUUGUUCAUAAACUUUUUGGGGUUUUUUCCUCUGCUAUUACAAUGUUGAACAUGACUUUACGCCUUCAUUUUUUAAGACUACUAAUGUUUUAAGUCUAAUUAACAUUUGCAGUUUAGAAGCCCCUGCGUCUGGUUUAGUGUUUGUAAAUUGGAAACGAGUAACCCUCCCCUUUAAGCGUAAGUUCGCUUGAAGACUUUGAACGGCUUUAUUGUGAUACUGAUCAUGACAAAUGAGAUGUCCUGCUAUCUGGCUGCACUCUGGAGUUCCAGCAAGAGGAACUUUUCGUUAGUGGUACAAGUAAUAAUCGUUCUUGUCAUUUUUGUAAACAAAAGUUCAAAAUGAUCCAACUCGACCUUAGUAUUCGAGUUCAAGGUAGUUGGUAUAUCGUGACUAAGCAGCCUCUUGCUGUCUGUUUGCAUUGUGGAGAUAUGAGGUAAUGCUAUCCAUCAUAUGAUCAUGAUGUAAGGACCUGCUAAUCCUUUUAAUGGAAAGCUAUAUAUUUUUUAACGCUGAUGAUGUUGAUGGUGUAUAAUAUUGAUGAUAUUUAAUUGAUGGUGGUUGGUGGAUGAUGUUGAUGGUGUUGUUAAUCUUGAAUCUGGAUGAUGGAGAUUGAUGAGGGAUUUUAGAGGCCAUGGUAAUGAGAAUGAUUUUUAGUUUUAGUUUUUUUAAUAUGUGUUAAGUUAUUCUCAUCCAAUUGGAGAAUUCACCUUUAAAUAUGUGUUUUUUUCAUAAUUUUUUAUUUCCACUCAAUACUCUUAAAUAUCAUGUGAUAACAUAUUUUCUCUACACU